CCAAGUCCAGUCCAAGUCCAGUCCAAGUCCAGUCCAGUCCAGCCAGCCCUCUAUCUCCCCAUCUCCCCCCAUCAUGACCAAGUCGCAGUUCGAAGUCCGGGAAAUCCACACCAAGGAGGAAUAUGCUCGUCUAGUCGAUGUCCUCUGGUCAGCCAACUUCAACCCUUACAACCCAGUAUUCACCGCCGUCCACCCCGUAAGCGGCCAUACCGCAGAAGACCGCGUAAAAGACAAAGCCCUCGACACGGAAAUCCGCUGGGCCGCGCACGAGAAGAAUCCUGCCUCCCAUCUCAUCUAUGUGAUCGAUACCGAGACCGGUCGCGUGGCCGGUGGCUGCGAAUGGCUCAUUUUCCACAAGAACCCCUUUCCUAAUGGCCCUCAACCCUUAUCGUGUACGUGGUACCCGGAGGGCUCCGAACGCGCCGAGUAUGCUAGUCGCAUGCUCAGUCAGGCCUUUUUUCCGAGAAUGUGUUGGUUGCAGAGGCCUCAUGCUGGUGUAAAUGCUAUGGGCGUUCACCCCGAUUACCGCCGUCGAGGCGUAGGACGCCUUCUCAUGCAAUGGGGACAUGAGAGGAUUGACCCCUUGGGAUAUGAGAGCUGGAUCGAGGGCAGUCCCAUCGGUCGCUGGUUGUAUGAAGAGAGCGGAUACAAGCGCGUCAUCAGUCUGAAUAUCGACUUUGCGAAGAAGAACCCCAGUGAUGAGUGGAACAGGUUGGUGCAUGAAUGUCAACCGCCCGCUAUUCUUUUGCUGUGGCGCCCUCCGCGCGGCGAGUGGAAUGAUAAGGUGCCCCCGGGUCCCUGGGCGGUUACCGAGAAUACCUGGAAAUAGGUUCGUCGUUCUGCCAGGAGUGUUUUGACUUAGAUGUAGAAUAGAUGAGAUGAUGAUGAUUGAUAUGAUGAUGGAAUUAGAGACUUCAGCUCAUUGUGUUUUUUCUUGAUUGUUGAUACUCGGGACGUUCUGACGGCAAGGCCGUUUCCCCUCAUGCAAAUUAGGUUUCGCGUCCAACUCUCUCUGGUGUCCAGACCAGCCAUCAUGCGGUCAUAGUGCACGCCUUAAAGCCAAAGUGCCUUUAGGUUGGAUGUAACGACAUGCUUGUCUGUUUCAUGUCCAUUCUUCAAUUGGAUGAUGCGUGGGAUUCCCUGCGGAUAGCAAAUGGCAUGCAAAGCUUCCUUUCCGAACAGCUGACUCUCGUCGUGUAACAGCCAUCAAAAUCUGUCUAGCCAGCAUCUCCGCAAACGGACGAGCUCUGAAUAUCUCACUCUUUCAGGCCACCCGUAGCUUCGAGUAUAUUACUCGCUCGUUGCAUCAGUGGCAUACAAUCUCUGUCAUCCAUCUCUGCAGUUAUAGUUAUGAACCAAAUGUCACAUCAACAACAUGCACACAGAGGAAACAUUCGACUUCAUCAUAGUCGGAGCAGGCGUUGCGGGUAAUACCCCCAUAACAACCACACCCGUCCUCAUUGACAAGCAACAGGCUGCGUCUUAGCAAGUCGAAUCUCGC
This is a messenger RNA of Aspergillus welwitschiae, 1501 nucleotides long. RefSeq names its product GNAT family N-acetyltransferase. The transcript has 3 exons. Gene Ontology annotation, molecular function: acyltransferase activity, transferring groups other than amino-acyl groups. Lineage: Eukaryota; Fungi; Ascomycota; Eurotiomycetes; Eurotiales; Aspergillaceae. The record is from RefSeq and is a predicted model, not a curated record. Bases 74 to 829 code for a protein of 251 amino acids.